AUGGAAGACCGCCAUUUGAAGCAGAGACGGAAAAAAUCUAGAACUCCAUUACCUGCCGUUGACGUUGAUGACUACUUCAUAGAGAGCCAAGAAAAACCCUCUUGUGUCCUCGCUGGGGCUGCAGAGGCAGAAGGUGGGAAGAGCAAAAAGAGGAAGACCCUGGAACUGGACAAAGAGCUAGAUGCCUGGGCAUUGAUCGAUGAAUUGGAGACGGUCCAGGAGUCCCAGGGAUCCCAGAGAGCAACGCUGUUUAGCAACGAUGCAAAUUAUAUUGACGAGCCAUCUUUCAUCACUUCAGACGACGAUGAGCCUAUUGAUUUGGCUAAUUUGAAUGAAUCUUUCAAUGAAGCUUUUGAAUCUGCCCAACAGAAAUCAAUAAAAGGAAACGAGCAAUCAAUGCAUAGUCAUGUCAAAUAUCAAGAAUCUUUAAAAACGUAUUCAUCUACGCGGUCAUUUUUGGAGAAUGACGAGAAUGAACCAAAUGAAAUACACCAGCACACAUCUGAAGCAGGUCGCAAGGACACUAUACAAGAUAUCAAUGACCUAAGAAAUUUAGGAGUCACAAACAAAAUAAAGGACGAGUAUCAAUUCAUGUUGGAAUCUUUCGAAACCGCAGAUGAGUCUCUUAUGCAAGUGACAUUGUUUGAUUUGCUACAAAAGUUGCAAAGUGAUCGGAAAAUGUUGAGUUACUUCCAUCAUAUGGGAUUCCCCAAACCUCUGCUGGAGAGUGCUCACUUAAAGAAUGAUCUCGUAUCGAAAUUGAUUUUUGUGAGCAUAAUAAUUUUUAUGUCCAGUCAAGAUCUGAGUAUGACCUCAAUACUAAACUCAGUUUCCAAUAUAAAUGACUUUUUGAUUUUCUCUAAUGCUUAUAGAUGGCCUGAUAAAUGCUCUAGGAUGAAGAAAAAGCUGGUUCUUGAUUUUCAAAAGAUUCUCCACAAGUUGAUUGGAGAUUCCUCGCUUACGACAAUCACUCUUCACCUUCUAUUGUCAUUGGCAAAAACCAACUCUUUGUGUUUAUUGGAGCGGGAAUCUAUUCUCCAAUUAGAUCAAAUAAUAUUGCAUUCAAUCAAGGAGCGGGAAUUUGAACUUCUUAAUUUGGAAGCAACCAUUUUGGAAUCUCUAAUCACCAACUCAGUUUCUACGAUAACGUUAUUUACCAGCAUUGAAUCUUUAGUGGAACUAUUGUUUUCAAACAAGCCACACCAUGAACUCUCUAAACAAUCCAAGGCACUGUUUAGCUCAAUAACUGCAAUUGGAGUCAUUUACACGAAAUCAAUGACCGAAGAUGAUAAACUAUACAACACUUUUCUAUGUUCUAAAGCAGUUUUAUCUUUGCUUUCCACGGUACGUUCCUCACACAUUUUAAGCAAUCCCAACUCUGUUCAAUCCAAAGAUGUCCAAUUAUACACUUGGGGAUGUUUUAGUCUGGGCUGGUUAUUGAAUAUUUCAAAAUUUCCCCGUUGCUUCAAAUGCAUAGACCAAUACUCAGUAUCAGUCAUCAAUUCAGUGCUAGAGUCCAUGAAUAGUUCAGUUGAUUUAAAUACUGGAUAUUUUAGCAUGUUUGUUGGGAGGCUAUACCAAGCAGAUGUGUUGGUGUACAACCGAGACUCUCCAAUAUUAUACAACCUUCGGACUUUCAAGAAACUAAUUACAGUAAACACUUUAAAUGCGCAGGCCGACUUGAUCAUCAAAGAUCUUGAAAGGAGGAAUUAUUAA
Messenger RNA from Komagataella phaffii GS115, 1716 nucleotides. RefSeq lists its product as hypothetical. The record is from RefSeq and is a predicted model, not a curated record. Bases 1 to 1716 code for a protein of 571 amino acids. NCBI's taxonomy places the organism in Eukaryota, Fungi, Ascomycota, Pichiomycetes, Pichiales, Pichiaceae. The transcript has a single exon.